Molecule: messenger RNA, 1651 nt
Organism: Penaeus chinensis
Lineage: Eukaryota; Metazoa; Arthropoda; Malacostraca; Decapoda; Penaeidae
Product: GRAM domain-containing protein 4-like
Exons: 8
Coding region: 103-1257 (384 amino acids)
Biological process (GO): negative regulation of toll-like receptor 9 signaling pathway; apoptotic process
Source: RefSeq, a predicted model, not a curated record
UUCUCGGAGGUGGCGGAGGAGGAGCUUCCUGACGGAGAUCCUGAGGGCGACCCGCUCACCGUCAAAAAGUUGAAGGAGAACAUCUUGAGGUUCGGGUGUGUGAUGCGGCCCCUCACGGAGUGCCUGGCCGUCGUGACGUCCCUGCUGCACUGGGAGUCGACCUCGGCCACGCUCCUCGCCCUCGUCGUCUACCUGUACAGCGUCCUCUUCGGCUGGGUCCUAACGCUCAUCCUCACCCUCGCCAUCAUCAGGCUUUCCAUUAAUUACCUCAAGAAAAGGUCCAUAAUAUCGGACCCGUACUGCCGCAGGGGAUGGACGCAGCACAUGUUCCGGCGGCUGCGGCGAGAGGGCGGCGAGGCGGGCGACGCAAGCGGAGGCGAGUCUGGGCUGGGAGACAAGUUCGCCCUCGUGUUGCAGGUGGCACGCCGAGUGCAGAACCAGCUGGGCGCAGUGUCCAACGCUGCCGAGAAGUGCAAGAACCUCCUUCUGUGGGAGCACGAGGCCACCCGCCGUCUGUACGCCAUCUUGUGGGUGUUCUUGCUGGCCUCCAUUCUGCUGCCUUCGUCGCAGAUCUUCACCCUCAUCGGCAUCUACCUCGGGGUUAAGUUCUUCGUCCUCGACUACGUGUUCUACAGGUACCCGAGAAUCAGGCAGAAGUACGACUCCACGUCCCGGCUGUGGGACACGCUGCCGACCGACGCCGACCUCGAGAGGCGGAACGAUAAGAGACACCUGGAGAACGGCUGCUCCUCGCCGGACUCCACGUCGUUCCUCGAGCUGUUCAACCUGCCGGCUGCCGAGUCCCCCCUCCCAGGUUGGCAAACCGGCCGCCGGUGCACGCUCGUCAACCGGGACCGCUCCCUCACCUCCGCCUUCAAGAACGGCCGCCUCUACCUUACCAACAGCUACCUGUGCUUUGAACGCAGCAAGAGCCAGUCCGCGAAGAACCUGAAGCUGUCUCUGAAGGACGUCCGCGUGGACAAGGCCAACAGCUACCCGUGGAUUCCCGGAGGAGGGAUGGCCAUCGACGUCACGGUGGAGAACAUCGGCAAGGGCUACUUCUUCGCCGGGAUCCUCAACCGGGACGAGGUCUUCGAGGGGAUCAUCGAGGGCUGCAGGAGGUUCGGGGCCACUUGGUGCGACGCCGUGGCCGCGCAGGACUCGAAGGCCUCGAAGGACGCCAAAGACAGCAAGGACGGGAAGGAGACGAAGGAUUCCAAGGAUGCCAAAGAACAGAAGGAGAACAAAGACAAAUAACGGUGCGUUAUCACGAAGCGGGUGAUGAAGAGGCGAUGGGUGUUGGAGGACAAGACGGAGAAGCUGGUCAAGUCCCGCCUCAAGUGCAAGAAGCUCGAGAAGACAUGACGUCGAAAGGACCCUUAAGGGCACUUAUUUUGUACGAGACGAAGCCUUUCUGACGUAAUAUGGGUGGAUGAACACUCUUUGCCUUUCCACAGUCGCUCGUAAGUGAAUACUCAACCCUCGUUGGAGGAAUUCGAAUAUCAAACGAUCCAGGAACAACAGACAUGAAUGCUUUUUAUAAAUAGGAGAGAGAGAGAGAGAGAGAGAGAGAGAGAGAGAGAGAGAGAGAGAGAGAGAGAGAGAGAGAGAGAGAGAGAGAGAGAGAGAGGAAGAGGGAGAGAGACAGAAA